AUGUUGACGCGUUUCGCUCUGCGUCCUGCAGGACGUACAGCUCUGCGCAGCUCCUUUUGUCGCGGUCUAGCUGCUUCGUCUGGUACUGAUGAUGGUAUCAAAACAGGGCGUCGCUGGACGGACCUCUUCACUACUACGGAACCCGCAAAGCUGGUCAAGCGCAAAGUGGCUAUUGUGACCGGCUACAUGGGCACGGGCUACCACGGGCUACAGCUGAACGACAACGUGAAGACCAUCGAGGACGAUGUUCGUCAGGCUAUCUUCGAUGCAGGUGCAAUGCGCGAGUCCAACUUUGUGGACCUGGGCAAGAUUGACUGGGCACGCAGCAGUCGUACCGACAAAGGCGUACACGCUGGCUGUAUUGUGUUCUCUGGCAAGCUGCUGAUCGACGAGGAGAACAAAAUGGACCCGGUGUCGGGUCGAGUUUACGGACUGAAGGAGGCACUGAACGCCUCUCUACCUGACAACAUCCGCGUGUUUUCCUGCACGAGAGUAAGCAAGCGCUUCUCUGCUCGCAAGAACUGCGUGCUACGGGAGUACGAGUACUUCAUGCCACUCUCGUUCCUGAAAGAUAGCCUCGUCGGAUCGGAUGGCGAGGACUUUGACACGGACGAAGCUGUUGCCGAGUUCUGUCGCGCACUGCGUCGCUACGAGGGAGUGCACGAUUUCCACAACUUUACCCGCUCGAGAUCGUAUUUCUACAAAAUGCAAGCGAAGAGGAAACAUUACAGAGCUAAUUACCAAAGGAACGCGGCUGAAGACGAGAGUGACGACGUAGACGCUGAGGAUGUUGAAGAUGAGAGUGCUGAAGUGGACUCUGUUGUCGACGACUACUCGGAGGAGUCGAGUCAGUUUGAAGAUGAAGAGGAGUUGACUCGCAAGCUGCUGCUUCGUCACCGCCGAUCCAUUUACUCGUGCUCGGGCACUCUCGUCCCGGAUUUCUGUGGUGAACCACACUUGCGUGUUCACAUCGUCGGCCAAGCUUUCCUGCUCAAUCAGAUCCGCUGCAUGGUCGGUGGUGCUCUGGCUGUGGCGACGAAGGGCAUGUCCCGAGUUGAGUUCGAUGCUGCUUUGUUGACGAACCGUAUUGUGCGCGUCCCGAUUGCUCCAGCGGAGGGACUUGUUCUUCUUAGCAGCUCGUUCGGAGGAAAGAGCCACACUGUCUCGCUGUAUGAAGACCCAAACACCGAACUGGCGAAAGAGCGCAAGGACGUCGUGCAUCGCGUUCUCUUGAACCGCAAAGAGGAUGAGGAGAUGAGACAGUUCCGUGAGGAGGUAAUCUACAAGGAGAUCUCGAGAAGCUGGGAUAUGGAAGAGAAGAUGGAUCGGUGGCGCGCCUACCUCGAGCGUUGUUACGAGGCUAAUGAGCGUCUCAACCAGGACGAAUUGUCAGCUGUGUUGUACGAGAUGGACCAAGCCAAACUCGCGACCAAGAACAAGAACCAAGCACACGUUGAGCAAAAUCGCUUCGAACUCACUGAGUACGGACGUAAGAGUGUGGGCGCUUUGCUGCCGAAACAGUUCGCCACGAAACUGUGUGUCCGAUACAGUGUGGCUCCCGGUAUCUUCACAUCGGACCUGCGCCGUGCCGUCACGCGGCAUUUGAAGACCGGUAAGAUCCCUCUCGAUGCGGAUGAAGAGCAGAUCCUGGAAUAUAUCGACAACUAUGGCCCAGCAAACCUCGCCAAGGAAGGCCGCAAGCUUCGUCUUAGCAUUCGAACGUGA
Messenger RNA from Phytophthora nicotianae INRA-310, 1725 nucleotides. RefSeq names its product tRNA pseudouridine(38-40) synthase. Gene Ontology annotation, cellular component: nucleus. Gene Ontology annotation, molecular function: pseudouridine synthase activity; RNA binding. The coding region runs from base 1 to 1725 and encodes 574 amino acids. Gene Ontology annotation, biological process: mRNA pseudouridine synthesis; tRNA pseudouridine synthesis. The record is from RefSeq and is a predicted model, not a curated record. Lineage: Eukaryota; Oomycota; Peronosporomycetes; Peronosporales; Peronosporaceae. The transcript is spliced from 4 exons.